This is a messenger RNA of Amphimedon queenslandica, 1152 nucleotides long. Its product is annotated as nuclear cap-binding protein subunit 3-like. Gene Ontology annotation, cellular component: nucleus. The record is from RefSeq and is a predicted model, not a curated record. Gene Ontology annotation, molecular function: mRNA binding; RNA 7-methylguanosine cap binding. The transcript is spliced from 7 exons. The coding region runs from base 41 to 1114 and encodes 357 amino acids. Lineage: Eukaryota; Metazoa; Porifera; Demospongiae; Haplosclerida; Niphatidae.
AACCACGUGGUGCUUGUUACAUAGCCACGCCUUUUUGAAGAUGGCUGCUGUCAGUGAAGUGGAGAAAAAUGAAGAAGAAUUACUACUGCACGUGAGCCCAGAGGAGGAGAAAGAGGAGCAGAGAGUUCUAGAGGAACCAAAACUUCCGGAAAGUGAAGAAGAACAUACUGAUAUCAGCACUAUCAAAUAUCCUUCAUCAACUGCCAAACUUGAAGACCUCCCUAAUAAUCGUAUCAAGAGGUACGUUAAUGAUAAAGGAAACUUUAUAACAGGAAUUGACAUCAACUCAGAGGAAUCAGUUAAGAAGAAAGCUACUAGACAUGAACGUUUUGGUACAGAAGUAGUAGAGACUAGCAGAGAAGAAAUCAAAAUUAACGAGAGAGCGAAAAGAUUUGGAAUAUCCUCAACCAACAAUGGAGAGAUAAUAAGAUACACUAGAAAAUUACCAGAAGUACCGGAAGGAGGUGAGUCUCGACCUGAAGGUCUGGUAGUGUACGGUACUAAUGAGAUGAGUACUCAAGACGUCUUUAAUGUCUUCACUGAAUACGGCCCAAAACAUAUUGAAUGGAUUAACGACAAGUCAUGUGUUGUGGUAUGGGAGGAUUCUUCUUCAGCCCAACGAGCGUUUCUUGGUAAAGGGGUGUGGCCGGUUUUGGAAGAGGGUGUGUCUGAUUCCCCAUUGUGGCGUAAGGGACCGGCUGGGCUGUUACUAAGAAUAGCAACUAGUGCUGACGUGAAAGAGAAAGGCUCCAGAGCAAAGAGUGACUAUUAUAAGAAAUAUGGAGACCCAAAUAGUUGGAAUAGAGAGAGAAGGAAAAGACCUAGAAAUAAGGACCUGAGGCAAAGAUUAGAAGAAAAGAAACAAUGUGAAGAUGAAGAAGAAGAGGAAAUGGAGACGAAUGAAGUGAAGCAAAUGAAACUAGAAGAGGAGGAGGAGGAGGAAAGUCUAAAUGAGGCAAACAAAAUGGAAGUCUCCAGUGAUACUUUGAUUAGUGAUCAGAUCAUAAAAGAAGGAGGGCCCCAUCCUCCUCCUAAUGAUUUGAGACAUAAACUAGGAACUUCUAAGAAGAGACAGCAACUGAAAUCACGCCUAGGACCUUUCCCCUCAUUGUAAUCCUUUCACUUUUUAUACUCAAACUCUUUAUAAUAACA